CAUAUGCAUCCGCUGUUCGACAUGUUCUUCCAGAAGGUUUACACUGUCCCGCACUGGGCACACUAAGCAACGCUCAUCCAGCGAGGCAAUCCGAGACAUCGGCCGCUUCCCACGGUGUAUAUAGUAUAUGGGGAUACCUAUCCACAGCUAGCGGAAGAGUUCAACCGCUCAUCUCCGAACCUAGCAGCAGCAGCAGCAGCUUCCAGCCGACACCGCAAACGCUAUACACACCCAUCCUCGCUGAAGCCGUCCGUUCCGUACUUGCGCUCGUACGUACGAUACGAUACGAUGGCACCCGUCGAAGUUCCAACCAUCCGGUUCGUCAGUCAGGGAGAAACCAUAUGCACGGAUGCGACGUGGACCAGCGUGACAAAAUUCAUCCUUCUGAACUACGUGACGCACGUUUUCACGGUCAUGCAGCAUCCGGGAGCACGGAAUCCGCAGAUCUUUUCGUGGAUGCUCACGGCGCUGUUCAUGCCGUUUGCGGGCACCUGGAGGGCAAUCACCGUCAUCAUGUCGUACCCCAGUGCUCGCCUUUCCUCGUGUGCGACCGCGCUCCGAUGCGGCGCCGUUUACAUGGUUGUUGGCUGCAAUGGUGCCGGUGCCGUGAUAGUACCGACAGCGUUCGCGGCAAAGGGGAUGAACCUGAAGGACUUCCAGUGGAACGAGUGGCAGAAUGACUUCAAGCACGUGCACGGAGACCACCCAGUCGUAUGCGACACCAUUCGCAAGCCUCGGGACGAUGCCCAGCGCCGCGGCGCGGCCCCUACCGACGACGAUACUACGCGAUACCACCUCGUGCGCAUCCCACCGGACGCGCGGAUAGAGCCGCUGCACGAGGGUCUACAGCUCGAAAACAUGGAGAUCCCGAAUUCGUACAGCUUGGUGCAGGGCGCAGCCGCAAUCGCACAGAUCUUCUUUGCGAGCAAGGAGCUGUACGCCUCGCGCGGCGACCAGGUCGUGCGCUACGGCUAUGCGGCGUUCGGGCUGACGGUCAUACCAUACCUGUGGAUGUCGUUCCUUAACCUCGUUGCGGCGAUAUUUCGGCCGCAGUACUCGCAUGUGUAUUUAGUGCAUUAUGGCGAGCCCGCCGGAGACGCAGUGGCGCCACCGGCGUGCGAUAACGAGGGAGGGGAGAAAGAGCCGCCGCAUGUCGACAUACACGAGGUUGGUGGGAAAGAGCUCGAACGACGGCGGAAACUGGACGGAGAAUUACGGGAUUCUGUUGUCGGUGCGGUGGGAGUGGUAUACAUCCGCCCGGAGGCUCUCAAAGAGAGGCCCUACUAUACGUUCAAACCCUUCCUGGAGAGCCUCAAGAAACACCACGGAAUACCGGUUAAGCCCGUGCUUGAGCACUGGGCCACACUGUGCAAGGAGAUCGGCCAGCUCGUCAUAUGGGCCUUCUCGCUUGUGAUCCCGUACAUCGUCAUAUACAUCAUGACGCGCUUCGAAGCAGCCGAGAGCACCACCGCCCAGCGCUUCGCUGUCGUCGGCUGGCUCGCUACGGGACAAGUUCUGGCACUCAUCCUGCCGUUUUUGCGCUUGUACGGCGAAAGCCGGGCUAAAACGAUCUACAGCGGAAUCAUGAUCACGUUCCUGAUCCCCGUCGGAGUCUAUUCGGUGGUGAAUGUUUCUAAGAUGAUUCUGGAAAAGGGAGUCUGCGUCCAGUUGUGA
Molecule: messenger RNA, 1674 nt
Organism: Tricharina praecox
Lineage: Eukaryota; Fungi; Ascomycota; Pezizomycetes; Pezizales; Pyronemataceae
Exons: 3
Coding region: 289-1674 (461 amino acids)
Source: RefSeq, a predicted model, not a curated record